Molecule: messenger RNA, 2053 nt
Organism: Equus quagga
Lineage: Eukaryota; Metazoa; Chordata; Mammalia; Perissodactyla; Equidae
Gene: NREP
Product: neuronal regeneration related protein
Exons: 3
Coding region: 189-428 (79 amino acids)
Biological process (GO): regulation of neuron differentiation; axon regeneration; regulation of transforming growth factor beta receptor signaling pathway
Cellular component (GO): nucleus; cytoplasm
Source: RefSeq, a predicted model, not a curated record
ACAGAAGAGGUCCUGAGAGAGUCCAGAAAGUUACUGUGGUGUGGUCUGCUGAAAGAAGAAUCCUUUAGGGCAGACUCACACAUCUCAACCAAAACGUUGGCUGUGGAGCACCAUUGUGCUCUAGGUUGUUGACAGUGUUCUUCCAGCACUUCUACAGUUUGUCUCUCAGCAGUCUGAUUGAGGCCCUCAUGACAGUACAGCAUAAUCUGCUCUGGUUUCACAAGGUUUAUUACCCAGAGCUCUCUGUCUGGGUCAGUCAAGAACCAUUUCCAAACAAGGAAAUGGAGGGAAGGCUUCCUAAGGGAAGACUUCCUGUCCCAAAGGAAGUGAACCGCAAGAAGAAUGACGAGACCGAGGCUGCCUCCCUGACUCCCCUUGGCAGCAAUGAACUCCACUCCCCAAGAAUCAGUUACCUCCACUCUUUUUAAUCGUAACACCUCCAUUUGUAUUACAUAUGGUGUAUGGGUAUUGAUGAGGUCAUGGUAUCAUAUAUGGGAUUUUUUUCUGUGUAAAUCAUCAAGUAUAAGAAGAAACUAUGGGACUCUGAGCCCUGCUUUAGAGAAUUUACAGUGGACAAAUAGGUAUCAUCAAACCAGUUUUUAAUCAUUCUGACUCUGUGAAAACGCUCAGAAUUUCACACUGUGAAUCCACGUUUACAACCCUUACAGGUGGGCCUUCAGGCCUGGUUCGCUACGACGUCUUCCACAACUCAAACUCCCACUGCUCUCACACAACCGGUCCACUCCUGCCUUUUCACUCACACAGCUCCAGACUGCUUCUUGCAGAGGCUGAGUCCCCUUUUUUUUUUUUUUUCAUUUAGAUGUAACAAGCCUAGUAGUUUAUGUUCAUCAAUUGUCUGUAUAUCUCUAUAUUUUAUCCAUGUACUCUUUUGAUGUAUAGAAGUAGUUUGAAACUCAUUGUUUCCUUGUGGUAAGUGACCGAGAUGCUGCCACAGGACCUGAGACACUGAUGAAUGGUGCUAUUUUGGACUUUCAACAUGCUCCUUGGCGAGGUAGCUCUGAUGGAGUUAUUUUUUAUUUCCAUGUUCUAAGAAGGUGUUGGUACUCUGUUUCCCUGAAUGUUGUUCUCUAGACUGGAUUGACUUGUUUUCCUUGUGUCUUCAGUGUGGCUUUCUUCUUCAGCAUUGUAGGUUGAGUGAACGCUACCAGAGAGGGUGUGAGAGACUCACGUCUCAUUGGCUGGCUCUCAUGGACACGCCGUCACUGUAGUGGGAGCAAUCACAAAACUGUAAUUUACUUACCAAGUCUCUUCCUUUCAGUAGCCUCGCCUGCCUAACUUAGAGAAAGAAAAGCAAUAAUUUGACAGGCGUUUUUAGGUGUCUCUUUUGGUUCUUUUUGUUUGAAAGGAUAUUUGGGAAAAAAAAGGGCGAACUCUUUUUUUUAAUAAAUGCCCUCUGAAAAAAUAUCCAAAAAAACUGGCAUCUAAGUAGGAAUAUGAAAAUUAUACCCUUCCUGAAAAUUAGGUUGGAAAAAUGUCUUUACAAAAUUAAAUUGAAAAAAAGGCAGUGCGCUCUUUUUUCGGCAGUUUUGAUAAGCAAGGUAUAGAUUUUACAUUUUUGUCCUUGCUCCCAAUGAAAUGGAUAAACAAAAAUAAAAUCAGACAAUACCAUCUAUUCAUGGAAUGUUGUUGUGUUAGCCAGUCUGAAAGCCCACCUUAAUUUUUAUAUAACUGUCUUUUAGCUCUUCCUUUUACAGGGCAGGCUUUGUUCUGAACUGUUGCGCUUCUGACUGUUAAACAUCGAUGAUGCAUGCGCUGCACUUCUUCGUUCUCUUCUCGCUCCCCCAUUGGCCUGAGUUUCUCGUGCAUUUCCCCCCCUCCCUCCUUUGUUAGAAUAGGUAUAUGAGCUGUGUAAAUAGAGCAAGAAAACAGUAUUCUGCAUCUGUGGCAUUUAUAUAGAGUUGCAGUUGUGUACUGCUGAAAAUGCAGGCUUUUGUAACAAUGUGAUCUUUACUGAUGCACUCACGACAAGUACCCAAUGUAUUUUAGCUAUUUUAGUAGUAUUCGUUCAAUAAAUAUGCAAGCUGUAAGGUAA